Molecule: messenger RNA, 575 nt
Organism: Theobroma cacao (cacao)
Lineage: Eukaryota; Viridiplantae; Streptophyta; Magnoliopsida; Malvales; Malvaceae
Product: Dynein light chain type 1 family protein
Biological process (GO): microtubule-based process
Cellular component (GO): cytoplasmic dynein complex
Molecular function (GO): dynein intermediate chain binding
Source: RefSeq, a predicted model, not a curated record
CUGCAAAAUAAUCUCCACCACCACUUCUAGUUAAUCCAUAACUCAGCAUAAAUAGGCUUCUUUUGCUAUACUGUAUCAGCUCUCAAAACUUUUUCAGAAGAAGAAAACCUUUGUGAACUUCCUGCAUACUAACCAUGCUGGAAGGCAAGGCAGUGAUUGGAGAGACCGAUAUGCUCCAAACCAUGCAGCAGGAUGCUCUUGAUCUGGCUGCAAAAGCCCUCGAUUUCUUCGAUGUCACUGACGCUACUGAGAUAGCACGCUUCAUAAAGAAGGAAUUUGACAGAUCAUAUGGACCCGGGUGGCAGUGCAUUGUAGGAACUGAUUUUGGUUCGUUUGUGACACACUGCUCUGGCUGCUUCAUUUAUUUUUCCAUCGGUAGCCUUGCAAUUUUGCUUUUCAGGGGUUCUGCUGUUCCAGAAGCUGAGGAAAACCAGUUUGCUGCUUUAGAAACAGUGAAAGCAUAGCAUUAAUUUACAUUUCCAUCACUUCUUGUACCAACUUUAGUUGUGUAGUCCAGAAAUUAUUAUUUAUAAAAAUGAAAAGAAGCAAACAAGGAAGAGUUUCAACUUCAGCAA